This is a messenger RNA of Misgurnus anguillicaudatus (oriental weatherfish), 4071 nucleotides long. RefSeq names its product MINDY lysine 48 deubiquitinase 2 (gene mindy2). Gene Ontology annotation, biological process: protein K48-linked deubiquitination. Lineage: Eukaryota; Metazoa; Chordata; Actinopteri; Cypriniformes; Cobitidae. Gene Ontology annotation, cellular component: cytosol; cell periphery. The record is from RefSeq and is a predicted model, not a curated record. Gene Ontology annotation, molecular function: K48-linked deubiquitinase activity; cysteine-type deubiquitinase activity; cysteine-type carboxypeptidase activity.
CGGAGAUGUCAUGGCGUCGUCGGAGCUGAGACUGGAGCUUGCCAUCUAGUUGAAGGUUGUCGUCGAUGCGUUCAGCGAAAUGGAGAAGAAUGCAAAUCCACAUCGAGACGCAGGAGGAAGUGUUUUGUGUACCGCUAUCCCGGCAGAAACUGGAGAUAUCAAAGCAGUCGGUGGUGUGAAAGAUGUCUGCGAGAAGAAAGAGACUUUGACUACUUGUGCAACUGCUAGCGGUGCUAAUGCUACACCCUGCACAGAGACAUCAGAUGCUGUUGAGACAGUCAAAUCUUACACGUCUCAAAGCAACAGCAUACAACCGAGCGCUUUAUCAGACACGCUGUCGACCGAUGCAGCGGAUCAGCUGAGCAAUGGGAUGCCAUAUGAACCGUCGAUGGCCGCUGCUGGGAAUAAAGAGGGUGGCACCUCAAAGUUAGUAAACAACCCGGCGGGGGAGCAGCCAGCCACUUUCUCCAGCAUCACUAACGUGCACACAGAUGCUUCGGAAGGAGGUAUGCAAGAACCUUCAAAGCUGUCCGAACCAGGCCCUUUGUGUCCGGACAAAACCAAAUCUGGGAGCUCAAACGAUCACACGGUUUCCGAGGGUCUUCCGAGUGGGAGUGAGCCCAGCAUCGCGGGACAGUCGCGCAGCUUUGAUUCACUCGAGUCCUUCUCUAAUCUCAACUCUUGUCCGAGUUCAGACCUUAACAGCGAAGGAUUUGAGGACAAGGGACUGACUUUGGCUGUCCAGGGCGAAUAUGGAGCCGAGGGAAAAAUCCCUUGUCCUAAAGACAAAGGCACCGGUCAGUCGUUAUACCACAUCAAGUGGAUAAAGUGGAAAGAUGAGAACACGCCCAUCGUAACGCAGAAUGAGAACGGGCCGUGCCCGCUGCUGGCCAUUAUGAAUGUUCUGCUAUUGACAUGGAAGGUCAAGCUGCCACCAAUGAUGGAAAUAAUAACAGCCGAGCAGCUGAUGGAAUAUCUAGGAGACUAUAUCCUUGAAGCCAAGCCAAAAGAGAUCUCAGAGGCUCAGCGGUUGAACUACGAACAGAACAUGAGUGAUGCCAUGGCAGUGCUGCAUAAACUGCAGACGGGUCUGGAUGUGAAUGUUAAGUUCACAGGUGUGCGAGUAUUCGAGUACACGCCUGAGUGCAUCGUCUUCGACCUGCUGGAUAUUCCGCUCUAUCACGGAUGGCUGGUUGAUCCUCAGAUGGCAGAUAUAGUGAAGGCAGUGGGGAACUGCAGUUAUAACCAGUUGGUGGAGAAGAUAAUCAGCUGUAAACAGUCAGACAGCAGUGAGCUGGCCGGGGAAGGUUUUGUGGCAGAGCAGUUCCUGAACAGCACAGCGACUCAGCUGACGUAUCACGGCCUUUGUGAGCUCACAUCCACAGUACAGGAGGGAGAACUGUGCGUCUUCUUCAGGAACAAUCAUUUCAGCACCAUGACCAAAUUUAAGGCCCAGCUGUACCUGCUGGUGACAGAUCAGGGUUUUCUCACUGAAGAGAAAGUGGUUUGGGAAAGUCUGCACAAUGUUGAUGGAGACAGCAACUUCUGCGAUUCGGAGUUUCAUCUGAGGCCGCCCUCUGACCCGGAAACUGUGUACCGUGGUCAGCAAGACCAGAUCGAUCAGGACUACCUGAUGGCGCUGUCUCUACAGCAGGAGCAACAGUGCUCGGAUCUGGGAUGGGAACAGAUCCCAGAAGGUAUCAGUGAUCUGGAGCUGGCCAAGAAGUUGCAGGAGGAGGAGGACCGCAGAGCAUCGCAGUACUAUCAGGAACAGGAGCAGGCACAGGCAGCGGCUGCAGCAGCUGCGCAGGCACAGGGACAGCAGCCAGGUGAGGACCAGGUGGACCGACCCGCAGCCGCCGGGGCAUCAGCAGGGGGCGCCGCAGCUUCCCCAAGCCCAGGAAAACAGCCUUCAACAGGGGAGCGCAAAUCCAAAAAGGAAGCAAAGGACAAAGACAAAUGCAUCUUGUUGUAACGGCAGCGGACUGCGCGGAGUGCGACCCGGGCAGCAGUUAAAUUCCAGUGGCUCUGCGAUUCAUCUCCCAGUGCGAGGUGAAGAGAGAACGAGUAAUCGAAAGAAAGCCGGACGGACGGAGAGGACUCGCCAUUCUCAAGCCACUUGUGCCUGACUUUAACCCUCGGUGAUCCGAAUACACACAAGAGCAGACGGGGGUGUCACUACAAAGACUAUCACUACACGUUUUGUAGAGCUGGCCAAAUGUUCUCAGCAGAAAACCACUGCAGUGCACUAUAUAUUUGUCUGGGCUCACCAGGGAGGGUGGAUUUUUUUUGUAGUAAAAUAAGGUAAUAUAGCACUAGGCAAAAAAGUCCCCAACCUGCAGAGCAAGAAAAACGGCACCACUUUUUUCAUUAUACAAAGCAUUUCUUUAUUUGUGAAUAUCCGUUAUUGCUGUUGUUUAUAAGCUAUUUUAUACCAAUUUGCAUAUGUAGAUUAGGUGUAUUGGUCUGUUUCAUUUGUCUGGGAACUUUUAAAGAAACUUCAUUGAAAUGAAAAGGUAGCUAACAGGUUGCGUGGCGCAUUAUGUCUCAGGACAUGAUGAUGAUGUAGUUCUUAACCUGGCAAUAUUAUGAUGCCAAAUCUCAAAAACUAGAAGUUUUUGCCAAUAGGACACUGAUGUUAAUAUGAGCAAAUAAUUUACACUACUUAAUAUAUUGUAAAAAUACACGGCCAAUAAUUUGCUUCACGGCAUGAAUUUUACUUCACAGCCAAAAGUCCACUUUAUAUUUGCCUUGUAGCUAAAAUGAUACAGAGAGCUAAAUGUGGCUUACUGCCCCAAAAAUGUAUUGUUUCACUUAAGAUAUUUCCUGUUUUGUUUUUUAUUUGUCUGUCACUGUACUUCAGCUAGUGGUCAACCAUUGUGUUUUGAAAUGGCUGAGCUGAGAACAGUGGACGAUUGCUGUUAUUCAUAACACGUCGGUAGAUUUUGGAACCUGACACCAAGUUGAAGGCGUUAUUGGUCAAUGCUGAUAAUCAGAAACAGUCUAAACAUUGGCUGAUUAUUUAGCAGCAUGAUUGUUCUGUUACCCCAAGCUGUCAUUUUUACGUACAUUGUACAUAAUCAUAUACUCUUUAUGGAUUUAAAGUAGAACGAGGAAAGGAUAACUUAAGGCCUUGUUUAGGUCUUUUCUAUUGAAACAUUCCACCUAUAUGCCUUGAACUGAGCAUAUAAUGCUGAGCCUCAGACUCAGAGAAACUCUAAUGUUGGGCUACAACUCCUGCAUGUUAAAGAGCAGAGGAACGUGACGGUGUAGUUCGCUAUGGGAGCGCUAGUAGAUGUUGAUGCUAGCGCUAUUCCUUUGACGUUCGGUCCCUCAGUGGCCAUUACUCUCUCUGUAUAUAAAAAGCCUUACAAUAUUUCCAGUGCGUUUUUACCGACGAUUAAAACGAAAACAGGUGCGAGACAAGAAUAAGACAAUCUGUAGACUUUACCGUUGACGGAAAACCUCACACGGCCUUCAUGGAAGGAACAUAUCCACGAGUGUCUUGCAAACAGGUUGACAUGUAUCAGCUGCCUUGGUUAUGGAUAUAGAUUAAGACCAAUGUAAUAUACAGGGUUCGAUUUUAAAAAUAACCGUUUCGUUAAUUAUUGCAGCACACCAUUUGAAACCCUGGAAAUCGGGCUUUUUUAAAAACACGGCUGUUUUUGAAGUUAUUCAGUACCGUUAAGGACUCACUGGUUGCUGUAGUACUGAAAUGCUGCUUUAUAAGGUGAAUCAGUUGGGAUUGCCAGCGUUGAGGAAGAGUUCUUUAUUUGUCAUGUUAUUGUCAAAAUAGCAUUCUCACAGUCGUCGUCGUCGUACACUACAAGAACCACAGACGCGUUUAUAAACGUAAGCUAUCACCUCUGCUAAUGGUGUUGUAUAGUAGGAAGCACAAGCUUGUCAUUACAGUUGGGAGAGUGAUGCGUCAAAGUGUUUGUACUAGGAGAUGGUUGACUGAAUUUAUACAUUAUGUAUAACUGUAUCCUGUUCUGAAUCAAAGUUUUUUUUUCGUUAAUGUAAACAGUUUAGUUUAAAUUAAAUUAUGAACUUUUGCAUUGGUGAAAGAGG